Molecule: messenger RNA, 135 nt
Organism: Debaryomyces hansenii CBS767
Lineage: Eukaryota; Fungi; Ascomycota; Pichiomycetes; Serinales; Debaryomycetaceae
Product: DEHA2G00968p
Exons: 1
Coding region: 1-135 (44 amino acids)
Source: RefSeq, a predicted model, not a curated record
AUGAUCCACCCAUACUUAAGAUUGUCGAGAUGGAAUCUAUCUAUGGGAUCAAACUCAAAAGAUGUGAAAAAGGUGUUCGUUGAAGAUGUGGUACUGGUGAACCACGUCGGACGUAUACGGUUUAAUAAACUGUAG